AUUAAUCAAACGAAAUACAUUGUGUUUAUAUAAAAGUAUACGUGGUAUAGAACUGUUUUUUGAAUGUAAAUAAAUUACGUUCACAUUUUAAUAUUUUGAAUACUUUUGAAUUGAUAUCUGGCUGUGAAACACUUCGAACGACCACGUCGUGUUUGAAGCAAGUUUCAAUUCAAUAAUUUUGAGUUCAUAUAAAAACAUCAAAAAACUGGUGUUUUCUUCUAUUUCUAAAAUGGUACCAGAUAUACGCCUAUUUUCAUUAUUAAUUUUUAUGACCUAUUUGUGCUUUGGCGAAACAUUUGACUUGAUUUGUGGAAGACGUACUUCAUAUACACAGAAAAAAGGGAAACCAUUAAAUACAAAGAAAAAACUAAUGUUAUAUAAGAUUUUCAAGUCACGUAAAGAGUAUGAAGAGGAAAAGGCAAUCGAUGCAUAUGGUUAUUAUUUCUGGGAAAUUCUGAAUUUUAGCGAAUGCUGUGUAUGCUGCAUAGAAAUGGCAAAUUCAUCAAAAACUGAAUAUUGUGUUCGAUUGCGUAGCAAAUCUAUAUUUGGCAUAUUCAAAAAGACUAAAUAUGAUCACAUUGAAAAUAAUAAAUUCGAUAGAAAAAGUCAUGCAAAAAUCGAUAAAAAACGCGGAAUUUCAAGCGAUUGCUGUCCCUAUCGCAAUGGAUAUACGGUGCAAACAUGAAAGUGUUCUUAGUUUGAUUAAAAAGUCUUUAAAGAAUGACCAAAUUAUACCCAUUAAAUUCUCUGUUGGCACAUUAGGCAAUGGAAUUAGUUGGGUCGUUCUUUUUACAAACAUGUAAUAAACAACACAAUUUGUAAUUCAUGUAUUUUAAAAAA
Molecule: messenger RNA, 840 nt
Organism: Contarinia nasturtii (swede midge)
Lineage: Eukaryota; Metazoa; Arthropoda; Insecta; Diptera; Cecidomyiidae
Exons: 2
Coding region: 230-685 (151 amino acids)
Source: RefSeq, a predicted model, not a curated record